GAAAACAGAGUCACCAUAUUCAACUUGCUCCUGCAUCGUUAUUUUCAUGUUUUGUGAUAUCUCUGAGGGUGCUACAACGUCGUGCAAAACAUUGCAGGCACAAGGCGUUCUGAACCUUGGGUUCUGCAUGCAAAAACACUCUGAUGGGACAGUGACCCUGCCAAUCAUACCAUCCUGCCUACCCCAGCUUGAUCUCCAAAGUCUCCAAAACAGUGGCCACUGGCAGCACAUGGGAAACUGUGAGGAUCCAGGAAUCCCCACCCAGUUGAUUACUUUAAAAUGGUGGAAGCCCUUGACGACAAUGUCCACGCUGAAACGGGUUAUUGGAAGACGAUAUGCAUCACAGUUGCCAGCGCCAUGGAGACUUGGUGCUCUUAGGGGAAAACACUUUUUCUCAGCCAGUAUGGAAGAAAACAGGUGCAGAUUUGUGGUCAAAGAGCUGGGUGAAGAACGUUUGGCAAAGAUAGGUCGAAUCUCCAAGAAUGGAUUCAGAACUCCGGUAGUGACCAUGCUAGUUGGGGACAGCUGGGUGACACAUGUAGACAACAAUAUCAGGUAUGAGUUUGAUGUGACCAGGUGCAUGUUCUCUGCUGGCAACAUCACAGAGAAGCUCAGGGUCGCCUCAUUCAACUGCAGUGGGGAGACUGUGGUGGAUUUAUAUACAGGUAUUGACUACUUCACUAUCCCAUACUUGGUGCAUGCGGGGGCUGCUGUGGAAGCCCUGCAGAGAAACUUGGAGUUAAAUGGAGUGUCACAUCGCUGCACCGCCCACCAUGGAGACAACCGGCAACACCCUUUGUGUGACCUGGCUGACCGGGUGAAUUUGGGCCUCAUACCCAGCUCUGCGGAUGGCUAGCCUGUUGCCUGUCGACUGCUGAGGAAAAGGACAGGUGGCAUGUUGCAUAUUCACCAGAAUGUUACCUCACCAUCACAUCAUAUUACAGACUGUGACACUUCCUCUGUUCCUGUCAUGGAGAGAGUAGACAUUUCUGGAGGAGACCAAGAGGAGGUGUCUCCUAAGUGGAGUGACAGAGAGGUUUGGGGUGCCUGGACAAAGGAAACAGCCAUCCACAUUGCCUCUCUGCUGCAGGACAUCACUGGGGGACCAUGGAGGACUGACAUCCAGCACAUUGAGCAUGUCAAGUCAUACGCACCUCACAUCCACCAUAUAGUACUAGUCUUAGAAUGCAGGCCACUCUGAGGAGACAAUAGUCAGGACUUGACUGUAGCAUGACUCUUAUUUGUGUAGUCCUACCAGUGGCGGACUGGGACAAAAAACUGUCCCUUUCUAACACACCGGCCCAUUUUUUCCCCUUGAGGCCCCCAUUAUUAGCCAGAUGAUAAUUUUGCGCUAAAAACCCAAAUUAGACAGGCCCACUAGGCUAAAAAUGGACCAGCCCCUGAGCCGUACUCUGCCAUUUGUGGAUACUAAUAAAUAGUUGCACACUAAUAUAAAUGAAUCAUAAUUGAGUUUUUUAAAGAAAAACAUGGUUUAUAGGUUUAUUCAAUCUGAAAAUUAAACUGUGGUUUACCGGU
Molecule: messenger RNA, 1536 nt
Organism: Coregonus clupeaformis (lake whitefish)
Lineage: Eukaryota; Metazoa; Chordata; Actinopteri; Salmoniformes; Salmonidae
Gene: tyw2
Product: tRNA methyltransferase 12 homolog
Biological process (GO): tRNA methylation
Cellular component (GO): cytoplasm
Molecular function (GO): tRNA methyltransferase activity
Source: RefSeq, a predicted model, not a curated record